CCAGACUUCGAUGACUGACCAGGCAGCAUCACUAAAAAGUGGAUAUGGUGAAGACAAAAACCACUCCCCGCAGGGAGCACCAGUGCCCCAUGUGCAGGUAUCAGACAAUUGACAUGGAAAAGUUGAAAGCACACAUGGUUGACUGUGGCCUGAAACAAAUGAGUAAGCAACUCCGGUGCCCCCAAUGUAGUUUUACUACAAUGAGGAAAAACAACUUAACCAGACACGAUAAGAAACAUAUCAAGGAUCCCAUCACGUCCCUAGCAGAUGAGUCAGAUCCUGAGUCGCAGAAAGCGAGGGUAGACUCAGAUGCGGAAUCAUGGAAGGGAGCCGACCCGGGAGAUCUUGGAAGUGUUAUUGGGUACAUCACCUCAAGCGAGCCUAGUGACGAAGAAUCUGGCGAGGAUGAGGAGGUAAAGGACCCUCAGGCUCAUGUAGUAUCCCCUCAGCCUGAUGAACCAGAACUUAUUGAAACCGUUGAGCUGGGGAGAACCAUUUCAAAGCCAACAAAGCCCAGUCAAGUAUUUUCUCCGAAAAGGAAAAAUGAAAGUUGUCCUACAACCGUGUCCGCCAAAUACCUGGCGGGUACUAUUCCAAAGAAAGUGGCAAAAGUUUCAAAACCAGCGCCCAACAUGAGGGAAGUUAAGAAGAAACUGGCUCAGCACUACGCUCAGACUACCCAGUCUGCUCCUAAGGUGGGGUUGAUGGCGGGAUCUACAGCAACGAUCACAACUAGAAGCACCGGGGUACAAACCGACCCGAUGAUGAUAACGCUAACGCGCAAAACAAUCAGAAGGUUUCGGGAAGGUGAAACAGAAGUGGAGCAAACUGAAGUAGAGGAGGCCCGGCCCUAUUGUCCCACAUGUGUCCAGCUGCAGUGAGGGUACUAGCUGAAACUGCGUUUCCAUAUGAACCAUAACAUUUGCAAGACAACGUGCUAUGAUUUUAUUAGUUUGCAACUCCAGAUAGGUGUUAGACUUCGGCAGGCAGCGCGAGUCCUUUUGCUCAUAAUGUGAUUUUAUCAACAAUAUGUGUUCCA
Messenger RNA from Pecten maximus, 1039 nucleotides. RefSeq lists its product as uncharacterized. NCBI's taxonomy places the organism in Eukaryota, Metazoa, Mollusca, Bivalvia, Pectinida, Pectinidae. The transcript is spliced from 2 exons. The record is from RefSeq and is a predicted model, not a curated record. The coding region runs from base 45 to 881 and encodes 278 amino acids.